Messenger RNA from Symbiodinium necroappetens, 1164 nucleotides. The record is from the annotation of a GenBank genome assembly. NCBI's taxonomy places the organism in Eukaryota, Dinophyceae, Suessiales, Symbiodiniaceae.
AUGGCGUUCCAGUACCAGUUGUCUGACCUCCUUGACCACACCACCAUUUCAGCUCCGCCGGUUCGACUGGACCACGGGUGGGCCAGGAGGUGGGUCAGCCGGGCGGGAUCGCACAGGGUUUUUGGAGACGGCACCAACGGUAGCCUGCUGAAGAACAGUGGCCGCCUGCCGAUUGCCAGGGCUGCCGCUGCCUCGUCUGCUGUCUUUGGUUCUGAGUUGAUCGACGGAGUGGUGGCCGCGGAGGCGGAGGUGGGCUGCGAAGUCCAAGAGCUUUCGGUGAUUACUGUGGCCGUGUGGAUUGGGCUCGGCGACCAGGGGCAGGACUUCUUCAGUGACGCCGAGCACCUUCUCGCUGCUGGGCUUUUUGGGAAGCCUGUCUGUUGGACCGCGAGCCUGCGCGGCAACGUCAGCCCCAGCACGCUGGGCGCGUUUGCGCACGGCGCCGUGCACGCUCUGCUGGAUGAUGGUGGCUACUCCGACGGCACUGGGAUCGCACAGGCAGUGGCCGCCGGUGCGAGCGAAGUCGUGACAGUGAUGAACAGCUUCUCGACAAACGACCCCGCUUGUGUGGCACAGCUUUUCCCCAAUUCCACUACGCCGCUGAAGCCUGGCGUGCUUCCGCGAAAUUUGCUCUUUGCGUGCCACGAGAGCUUUUCCCUGUCUUCGUCCCCUGGCACAAGCUAUCCAGCAUGGGUGGAGUUCCCCGCUGCCGCUGCGGUGGAAGCGGCUUUUGGGACUUUCCAGACAUUGCAGCCGGCGCCAGGAAGCACCUAUUUGAAAGUGUUUGCCUUCGGCUCCUUCCAGGCUGUCACCGCCGAGAACCCUUACUUCGGCACCCACCGUGGCCGCACGGUGACCAUCCAUGUCCUGAACAUUGGAGCUGAGUUGCGUCUUUGGCGGGAGCAGAGGCAGAAGCCAGAAUAUGUGAUAGCUUCAGAGCAGGGGAGCCUGAAAGCAAGGAGUUGGCAGCACCGGCUUACACAGGCCCCGAGAUUCAAGACACAGCCAAGGAGCAUUGGCUUCUUCGAGAACUUCGCUCAUUAUGCCAGCCUUAUACAGGAGCCAAAGAGAUCCGUCGGAUUUUGUCGGUUUCCGCCAGCGCCCCGUCUACAGGAGAUCACGCUGACCCUGCGGGCCCCGACAAACAAGGAGCUGGUCCUCUGA